UUUGAUAAAAGUUUAUUUUUAAAACACCCCUUUAAGUUUUUCUCCCUGGUUAAAACUAAAUAUGCGAAAAAUGAUUUUUCUUUUAAUUGGGACAAUUUAUGGUUCUUUUAUAUUACCCGGUUGACGAGUCGGAUUUCGCCCCAGUCUUAUCGCGGAGGCCGGUUUUCUUUAAAUACAGGCUGAACACGAACCGGCCCUCUGUUUUAGGGGGCCUCCUCCUGGGCCUUGCAGAAAAGGGUUGCCGCCCCUUUCUCCCCAUCCUCAUUCCUCGCAGGACCUGAACCGGGGGUGGAACUCGGGAGAUGAGCCCCCGUUGAACGGUGGACCAGAGAUGGACGAGUGCCAGACAGUCAAAGAAGAACCGGACCUGAGGUACGGGACAAGCGAGGACGACGAUGAAGACACGGACAUCCCGAGAUGCGGCAUAUCAUUAGAGCAGUUCAAGACUCGCAUUAAGGAAGAGAUGGUCGAGGGCUUGGCGCAGGAUUGCGAAGGUUUCACCAAGGACAAGUCGCAAGAAGAAGAAGGCGAUGAGAAAGACGCCGAAAACGAUCUUGAAGAUGAGCUUGAGUACAAAGUUGCACACUUUCUCGCAGAGACAAGUGUGAGUAGGCGCAGGCAGAAAAAGUCAGGAAAAAGCUCGAUUAAAUCGGCGUGCAAAUUCAAAUGCAACCAGUGUUCUGCACUGUUUCGUUACAAGUCUACUUUGACGUAUCAUAUGAAGUCGGAAUGCGGUACAGGAGUGAUAAUGGCAGGUUCGAAAGUGGUGAGAAAUUCGCCCGCACUGUGCAACAUAUGCAACAAGCAGUUGUCGUCGCGCACGUCAUUGAUGGUCCACCUGCGCAUCCACACUGGCGAACGGCCGUUCGGCUGCGCCGAAUGCGGCCAAUCGUUCUCACAGAACGCCCACUUAAAGGACCACGUCUCCCGGCUACACUCGCAGGGGCCGCAUCAUGUUUUCCUAUGUCGGAUAUGCAACAAGACGUUUACGGAAAGGGCGAGCCUCCGGCUCCACAUGGACGAGCAUGUUGGCCAGCAGCGACCGUUCCAAUGUGACAUAUGCAAACGCCGCUAUCAGACCCAGGAACGCCUCUCCUCUCACUCUUGUCUCACUGAAAACAAGACAAAUCGCAGGAGGGGGCUGUUGUGCUCAGCAUGUGGGUUCAUCGGCUCAUCCCGCUCCUCAUUGAGGGAUCAUCUCGCAACACAUCCUCUCCCAGUAACGUGCCCGCGUUGCAACAAUUCUUUCGAAUCACUACCAGCCUGGAGGAAGCACAACAGGAGAUACCAUAGGUCAAGGCAGAGCAAAUGUUCGUACUGCUCUAGGACUUUUCCCUCUGAGUAUGAUGUGAGAGUACAUGAGAGGACUCACACAGGUGAGAGGCCUUACACUUGCACGUUUUGCGGCCGGUCUUUCGCCCGUAAAUCUAUUCUUGACGUUCACACCACGUUGCACACGGGUAGGUGCGAUUACGUUUGUUCCGACUGUGGGAUGGCGUUCAACCGCAAAAGCAAACUUGACGUACACAAGGCCGAACACACGGACAUCCACGUCGAAUGCGAGAUGUGCGGAAAGACAUUCAAAUGCAAAGCUUAUCUCAUGACGCACCUCAAGACGCACGACAGAGGUUUCUUGACUUGUUCGCGGUGCUCUAAGGUCUUCACGACGCGCCGGACACUACGUACACACCUGAAUAGAGGAAACUGCGUGCCGCCGGUUCAACAGGUGCCUGCUGACCUGUCUGCCGAAGCGAAUAAAACCUAAGUAGAAACACGGUCAGAUUGUUAAGACGAUCCCUUUGAAAGUUUGUCCUCAUUUUAUCAUUGUUACUUUUUACUAGUCUUAUUUUUUAACGUUUCAAUUUGGGUUGACGCAUUUUUGCUUUCUCCUCUGGGUCUGAAAUAAAGGGUGAGAAUGUUCAAACAUUAUUAUUGGUCCAAGAAGAAAUGUAUAAUUUUUUUCUCCUUCUAAAAGUUUAUCAUUGUAUAUGUUCAAAAGUGAAGUUUGACUUUAUUCAACUUGAACUCACCCUGGGAUGUUUCCUGUGAUGUGUGAUGUCCUAAAGAAAAAACCUAUUAGCUUAAUUGUAGUUGAAUUGUUUAAAAAGAUAUUUUAUAUUUGUUAAACUAAUAUAUAAAUAUAUAGGUAAUUUGUUUAAAAUUUUUGUCAUUAGGGGGCAAAAAAAAAAAUCUAUAAAUUAUUUAUGAAACAUACGAGUGAGUGAAGUUUGUUCUUUUGUUAUCAUUCGACUCUAGACAUUUUCUGUGAUAAUUUAAAUAUCUCUACACAUUUAAAACAAAAGUUACCGCAAAAAAAAUUAAAUAAAUAAAAUAUAUUAGAUAAAGUACCAUUCGUUUUUUUUCCCUAUGAGAAAGAACGUAAAGGUUACUUUUUCUGGGUAGUGGGCGGGCUUAUUGUAAAAUUUAGUGAUUCCCCCAUAUAUGUAUUUAGUAGUCAUAAUUGA
Messenger RNA from Cimex lectularius (bed bug), 2465 nucleotides. Its product is annotated as gastrula zinc finger protein XlCGF26.1-like. NCBI's taxonomy places the organism in Eukaryota, Metazoa, Arthropoda, Insecta, Hemiptera, Cimicidae. Gene Ontology annotation, cellular component: nucleus. The record is from RefSeq and is a predicted model, not a curated record. Gene Ontology annotation, biological process: regulation of transcription by RNA polymerase II. The coding region runs from base 332 to 1765 and encodes 477 amino acids. The transcript is spliced from 6 exons. Gene Ontology annotation, molecular function: RNA polymerase II cis-regulatory region sequence-specific DNA binding; DNA-binding transcription activator activity, RNA polymerase II-specific.